AUGGAUGCUCUUUCUUUACUUCCCUAUUUCAAAUUUUGGACAUACAUAUUCUUUCUCAUUCCAUCAAGUCUAUGUUCAUUUCUUGUUCUUUAUUAUCUACUUUUCAAUAAACAUCAACGUCAUGCUCUUCAUAAUCAUAUGAUUAUUCUUCUUCUUUGCAUUUGUCUCAUAUGUCAACUAACUAUUUAUCCGUGGAUGCUCUUUUUCUACACUCAUCAUGGAUAUUGGCAAAGAUCAUGGAUAUUCUGCAGUAUAUGGACAUUCAUCGAUUGGGGAUUGUUUAUCAUGCAAGCCGUGCUCUUCGCUUGGACUUCUAUAGAGCGACAUAUUCUAAUUUUUCAUGAUCGGUGGCUCACAACAAGAAGCAAUCGUUUUCUAAUUCACUAUCUCCCACCGAUUUGUCUGACACUUUAUUGUUUCAUUUGGUAUGGUUUUACUUAUUUAUUUCCACUUUGUGGCAACAGCGUCGUUAAUUAUUAUACAACAGCAUGUAUGAAUAGUUGUCUGUAUGAUAGCAAUAUAUUCAGUCUUUGGGAAACGAUUGUAAAUCAACUGUUAAUGAACUUGAUUAUAAUUUUAUUCAGUCUCGCUUUGAUUCUACGCAUUCUUUGGCAACAUCAUCGUGUACGUCGACGAGUUCAAUGGCGAAAGCAUCGAAAGAUGACUGUUCAAUUGUUAUCCAUUUCAUUUUUAUAUUUGAUCUUCUCUUUUCCGAACUCGGUCCUGAUUUUACUAAUGCUUUGCGGUUUCGCAUUGACUGUUCAUAUCGAAAUAAAAAAAUAUGCAGAAUUUUGCAGUUAUUUGGUCAUUCUAUUCUUUCCAUUCGUUUGUAUCUUACCAUUAUCGAAUCUACGAAAGAAAAUUAUAAAGUUCUUUACACUGACACAGCAUCGACAUGCCGCGCGUAUUCAUCCGACAACUCAACAUCGUCAGUAA
This is a messenger RNA of Adineta ricciae, 936 nucleotides long. Lineage: Eukaryota; Metazoa; Rotifera; Eurotatoria; Adinetida; Adinetidae. The record is from the annotation of a GenBank genome assembly.